This is a messenger RNA of Cucumis melo (muskmelon), 1937 nucleotides long. Its product is annotated as phosphoribosylglycinamide formyltransferase, chloroplastic. Gene Ontology annotation, molecular function: phosphoribosylglycinamide formyltransferase activity. NCBI's taxonomy places the organism in Eukaryota, Viridiplantae, Streptophyta, Magnoliopsida, Cucurbitales, Cucurbitaceae. The transcript is spliced from 4 exons. Gene Ontology annotation, biological process: 'de novo' IMP biosynthetic process. Gene Ontology annotation, cellular component: cytoplasm; chloroplast. The record is from RefSeq and is a predicted model, not a curated record. Bases 801 to 1685 code for a protein of 294 amino acids.
ACAAUCGACUUCUCUGCAGCUCGCAAUCUCUCUCGCACAUUUUGAUCACGGCGUUGCUUUCCGUCAUCAACGCGGCCGAAAACCCCAACCCGAUUCUCCCUCGCGCUCACCGUCUCCCUAUCUCCUCCAGCCGACGCUAUCACCUGCCGACUGCCAUUGCGCCGUUCGACUCACCGGACGACGACCAGCACGCCAACGUUCUAGCUUGCAUGACGACCAGAACCGUUCGACUCUCUUUCUCCUCGUGCCGCGCUCAAGAGUUCAGCUUACACGCCACCGUUUGCCGCCGUCACAUCAAACUCACGAAUCUGGUCGUAGCUUAGUUGUUCGCUCGCGUCGCGAAGUUCUUGUCUCAUAUUUAUCUUGUACCGCAGCUGUGAAUACCGUGCCUCCGCUGUUCUCAGCUAAACUUUGGCUUUGGGCAUUUUGAUGCUAGAUUUGAGUUCUUGAAGGAUUUAGCUGCUGUCUAGCCGAGAAGAAGUGAAUUCUUUGGGUGUUCGACCCAAAUUUGGGUCAAAUUGAAGUGGAAAAAGCAUAUAAUCUCGGGGGAUCGAGUCAUUGAUAUUGGCGGUUAAGGACUAAACAUACGUUGGGCUCCUCAUCAUUGGUGGUGAUGCUGAGUUUCUAGACCUUGGUGAUGCUGAAGUGGGAGCUUGAGAAAGAUUGACCAUUAGGCGUGUUUGUUUUGUUUUGCCACUUCCCUUAUUCACUCAUUUUUUUACCCUAUCCCAGUCUCACAUAUUCUCUCAUAUCCUAUACAAACAAUCGAAGCAAUCUAUUCUAUUGGUUUUUUUGCUAGAAUGGAAGCCCAAUGUUCUCUCUGUCGGUCUUGCCCAAAUUUCUCUUUUCCGUUGAUUCGAUCUCCCAAUUAUUCAUUCCUUUUGAAGCUUCCUUCUUCGUCUUUUUUUUCUUCUUCUUCUUCCUUUGUCCAAACCAAUCAUUCCACUUUGCGUAGUGUUUGGUUCAAGGAAAAUAUUGCUUGUAGGAAGGUUGUGAGUGCCAGUCUCGAAGGGGAAGUUUCAAAAACUGUGAUUCAGAAGAAGAAACUUGCUGUUUUUGUCUCUGGUGGAGGCUCCAAUUUCCGUUCGAUUCACGAGGCUUCUCUUGAAGGAUUGGUUCAUGGAGAAAUUGUUGUUGUGGUUACUAACAAAAGUAGCUGUGGCGGUGCAGAAUAUGCAAGAAGUAAGAACAUUCCAGUUCUUUUGUUUCCAAAAACCAAAGAUGAACCCCAUGGCUUAUCUGCAUCUGAGCUUGUAGCUACCCUUAGACACUUUGAGAUUGAUUUCAUUCUUCUGGCUGGAUACCUAAAACUUAUACCCCUUGAAUUGAUACAAGCUUAUUCCAAAUGUAUACUAAAUAUACACCCAUCACUUCUUCCUGCUUUUGGAGGCAAAGGGUACUAUGGAAUGAAGGUGCACAAGGCAGUGGUUAACUCUGGAGCUCGGUUUUCAGGUGCAACAAUCCAUUUGGUUGAUGAGCACUUUGACACUGGACGGAUUCUUGCUCAAAGAGUGGUUCCUGUGCUUUCAAAUGAUUCAGCGGAGGAUCUAGCAGCUAGGGUUCUUAAGGAGGAGCACCGUCUUUACGCUGAAGUAGUUGCAGCAUUGUGCGACGAACGAAUCAUUUGGAGAUCAGAUGGUGUUCCUCUCAUUCAAAGCAAAGAAAAUCCUAAUGAAUUUUACUAGUGACCUGAAAAAUGCUUGAAAUUUGAGGCUCAAACCUUCUUGAUAGAUCUUUGUAAUAAUGAUAUCUGCAAACCAUGAAGUUUGAGCUUUUUUUUUUCACAAAAUAAAGUUGCAGCCUACCCUCUCUAUAACUAGGGCUCAUGGGAACAGUUUUUAAAGAUCAUUGCACUGGAUUUUGUAGUGUUAUUAGUUUGAGAACCACAUUUUGUCUUCAUUUGUUUGCAAAAUGCAUAAUCUUCUUAUUUAUUGUUA